Messenger RNA from Suillus subalutaceus, 1392 nucleotides. RefSeq lists its product as uncharacterized. Bases 95 to 1186 code for a protein of 363 amino acids. Lineage: Eukaryota; Fungi; Basidiomycota; Agaricomycetes; Boletales; Suillaceae. The transcript is spliced from 3 exons. Gene Ontology annotation, biological process: negative regulation of DNA-templated transcription. Gene Ontology annotation, molecular function: transcription corepressor activity. The record is from RefSeq and is a predicted model, not a curated record.
UAUUUCACAGGCCCCUUGCAUCAUCCAUCCAUCUUCCUUUCGUUGCGCUCACGACAGGGAAGCAAAUUUAUCGGAGGUUGUACCACGCUCAGCCAUGGUGAAAAGGCAUUACUCGGCUCUAUCACAGCCCACCCUCUCGAUGAGUGAGCUGAUAUGCAAAACACUCGAUCAUGAUGCUACAGACAUGUUAAUUGACAAGUGGCUUGAACACCGCAAUGACGCGUAUUGGGAAUGGUUUCAAGGUGUCAGGGAGCGAAAACAUGCCGCAAAUUCUCUUAGACGCCAAGUCCUCGUCUGGAAUAAAGGAGAUUUCCUUCCAGAAAACAUCUUCUGUCGUACAGUCGACACCGGUCGUCUGAUUCCUUUGGAUCGCACCUGGUCAACACAUGUAUAUCACCAUAGGUCAAUGCAAGACCGAAAAUUGUCCAUGAUGCCUGUUGUAUUUACUAUGCUUCCUGAGCUGAUGAUGCUCAGAGGGAUGCAUGACCUUGGCUGCGAUGAUGUAUACAUUAUUGUCACAGACAUGAAACGCCAAGAAAUGGACGAUGUAACGGAAUACUUCAACCUCGUUUGUCGACAUGCAUUCGGGCGCACGUGUAAACCCAGCAUGGAGAACGAGAUCCAGUACAAUCAUAUGCGUUUGAGCCAUACUCUUCUCAAACAACGGCGCACACCAUGCUUUCCUCAGAUCGACAUCGCUUUCCGAGCCAUUCUCCACGAGAAACGACCGCCCUUCAUCAUCUUGUUCUCCCAUCAGACCACUUCAUAUUCCCAAAUUUUAUUCACGCACCCCCUGUUUGUUCCAUCAGAAGAAAUAUUCUUUGACUUUCCUAGUGGUUGUCCCAACCCGUGCUGUAACGACGACUGCGAGAUGAUACGUUUUCCUCGUCGUGGCGUCGAAGGUGCAGCGGUAUUGUCGAUAAAGCGCGGUCGUCGAAAUGGGAGGAAGGUGAGAUCUCGGGAGAUGUGCAACUGGAUCGACUGCAACAUCUGUUUCAACGAAGACACGUCGCAGUACCCCGAGAGUAGUGAAGGAUCGCAGAGCAGCGCCGACAGUGGGGAUACUCCGACCAAUAAUGGGCUUGUGUGUAGCAAGUGCCGGUUGGUGAAGUAUUGUUCUCCUGAACAUCAGAAAAAGGACUGGGAAGAGCAUCGCCGGGUUUGCGCUAAGUCAGCUUCUAUCUGACUGUACCUCAUGGGCGAGCUGUCGAAUUUUUCUCCAUCCAAAGACAUUAAUAUUCUUGCUAUUGUUGUACUGUGGUCUACUGCAUUUUCACUGUACACCGGUCAUCAUUUUUAUUGUCUCAGCAUCUUGUUAUAACUGUCAUCACUGACACUUUUGAUGUGUUGUUUAUCGAUUAUUCAAUAUUAUAUUUGGAUUUGGACUCUCCA